AUGACACCAUCUUUACCAACAGAUUGUCUUAAUGGUAUAUUUAGAUAUUUAUUAGACGACGCAAGUUCACUUCAUUCUUGUUUAUUAGUGAAUACAUUAUGGUGUGAAAUAGCAAUCCCACUCUUGUGGAAUAAUCCGUGGCAGAGCACGCAACUUUUUAUAGAUAGAAAUUGGCCAGCGAUUAUAAGAACAUUUUUAUCUUGUUUACCUGAAGAAUCUAAAGAUAUAUUGAGAAAUAAUGGAAUAGAUCUAUUACAGACAAUAUCAUCGAAACCUCCCUUAUUUGAUUAUGUAGGGUAUUGUCAAUAUUUAUCGCCUACUGUGAUGGAUAGGCUUAAAAGAAUUCUAACGGUUGGAGAAGAUAAUAAAAAAAUAGUUGAUGGCGAAUAUUAUUCGUCUAGAUUAUACAGAGAACACUUAGUAGAACAAGAAUUUUAUAAAUUAUUUAUGUCACGAUGUUCUCUUAAACAUCUUGUUUUGCCAAGGAUUCCUUUAUCUUAUUUUCCUGGGGCAAAUCAUUGUCUAGAAUAUCUUCGACACCUUAAAUGUUAUAUCGAUAGACCACCAGAAUUAUUUUAUGGAUUAGCUCAUAUCAGCAGAAACCUUCAUCGACUGACAAUUUGUCAUUGUGAUGAGGAUAAUGAAGGUUUGGUCACUCUGAUUAAAUUACAAAAAGGAUUAAAAUCUCUUGUGUUGGAUUCGUCUGAAGACUAUGUUAGUACUUGUCCAAGAAUUGGUCAAGCAUUAAUCACUCAAUCGCAUUCUUUAUCUUUCCUUAAAAUACGACAAAGUUUAUGUAUUCCUCCGGAAACUAUUGCUUAUUUCAUUAAUUUAAGAAUUUUGCAAUUGGAAAUAACAACAAGGGUUGCAAAUAUGGAAUUAUUAUCUCAUACAACCUUACCUAAACUUGAGAUUUUGGAUAUUUUUUGUGAUGAGAAUGCUCCAUUUAGUACUUAUUCAAGUUUAAUUUCAAAUUCUGUUUCUGCUUCAAAUUCUCCUUGUUUGCAAAGAAUUUAUUGGAAUGACAUUACUCCACCUGUUUGUAUCGAGGAAAUUAAGCAUUUUAUACAAAUAUUAUUACCAGCUUCCUCUACAUUAAGAUUCUUGACUAUUUGGUGGUCAGAAGAAACUCAGAAAGAACUUUUCACUUUAUUGAAUUUAUGUCGUCAAUUAGAAGCAAUUAAAUUUUGUUAUCAAGAUCCAAAUUCGAAUUCGGAUGUAUAUUAUUCAGAUGAAAGUUGUACAGGAAAUGCCGUACAAGGAAAAUUGAUUUUUGAAUUAUUGGAAAUGAUAUCACAUGGAAAUGAAAAUUUAUGUAUUUUAUGUUUACAAGGAAAAUGGACUUUUACUUCGAAAGAAUUAAUAGAUUUUUUGGAAUUUUGGAAAGAAAAUCAAAAAAAUUCGUUAUCAUUAUAUUUAUUACCUUAUGGAAGGAUAGAUUUCGACAGAAUUCUUCAAAAAUAUCUAACAAGCGGUGUUUUGAAAGAUAUUGGUUAUAAAGGUUAUUUAGAUACAAUUCCUUUUUUGAGAAAUUUCUGGACUUUUUAG
Funneliformis geosporum is the source of this 1548-nucleotide messenger RNA. The record is from the annotation of a GenBank genome assembly. Lineage: Eukaryota; Fungi; Glomeromycota; Glomeromycetes; Glomerales; Glomeraceae.